CACUUAACGAGACUGGAAAUCACCAAUACAAAUUUGGCUGUUGCGCAGUCUCGCCGUUCAUCAGUUAAUCGGCGCUAUCAAUGUACACUCCAUUCAGCCAUUCUGUUGUGUCACGACUAGUCGCAAAUAAUACGUCGUCAAGGCUACACUGUUAUCCGAAGCGUCAGUUAUUGUGCAAAAGCAGCAACAUGAACACCGUGCUAUUAUCUCUGAUUUUUGGAGCGCUUAUAAUCUUUUACUUCUAUCUGACGCGAAAUUACAAAUAUUGGCAAAAACGUGGAAUUCCAUGCGUGGAUGGAGCUCUACCAGGAUUCGGUCACAUGUUAUCGGUGGCGUUUAUGAAAACGCACUUCUCCAAUUUUUGUGAUGAAAUCUACAAGAAUAACAAGGGUCGCAGCAUGGUUGGAAUCUACGACUUCACAACGCCAUUGUUGAUGAUUCUCGAGCCGGAAAUGGUGAAAACAGUGCUGCAAACCAAUUUCUCGAGUUUCUCUAAAAACGCCAUCGAUAUCGACCCCAAAUUGGACCCGCUUUCAUCAUAUAAUCCCUUCCUUCUUUCCGGUGAGAAGUGGCUACACAGUAGAAAACGCUUGACUUACGCAUUCUCCAGCAUGCGUCUAAAGAUCCUGCUCGAAAGUGUUAAAAAGGUGUGUGCAACGUUCGAGAAUUAUAUAGAUGGCAAGCUAAGCAAUGUUGAGAAGGCGGAAUUCGAAUUGAAGUCCCUGUUUUCCAGGUAUACUGCACAAGUGGUAGCCGCCGCCGGUUUCGGCGUAGAUGGAUACUGUUUCGAUGACGAGAAAAAGGAUCAAUCUUUCCGAAAAAUCGGACAAGCCAUUUUUGAGCCGUCUACGCGAAAUGUAAUCAUGUUCGCUCUCGUAUUCUUCGUUCCGUCGUUGAACAAAAUCUUUAAGAUGAGAUUCAUCCCCGAGCAUGUCGAUCAUUUCUUCAGGACAUUGGUUGCGGAUCUCAUGGAACAAAGAAGAAAGGACAAAAUACCGAGGAACGAUUUUCUUCAUUUGAUGGCCGAAUUGGAACGAGCAGAGGGCGAUAAAUUCGAUACUGAAAUGCUUGCAGGACAAGCAAUGUCAUUCGUCACCGAUGGCUAUGAAACUUCCAGCAGCGUAAUGAGCUACAUCGGUUUCCACUUGGCCAGCUACCCAGAAGUACAGGAGAAAUUACGCGAGGAGGUAAUGACCGUGCUUAACAGAUACGACGGUCAAAUCACUUAUGAAGGUUUGAGAGAGAUGACAUACAUGGAUCAGGUCUUCAAUGAAUCGCUGAGGAUGAUACCCGCGGGAGUGGUCUCAAAGAAACGGUGCACGGAAGAAUUCGAACUGAAAGGAUCCGAUGGACUCGUAUAUCGCAUUGAACCCGGAAUGGAGAUCUUAAUACCGAUUCAAGCUCUACACACUGAUCCUCAAUACUGGGAAAAUCCAGAGAAGUACGAUCCUGAAAGAUUCAACCCGGACAGAAAACACAGCAUCGAAAGAUUCGCUUAUCUACCCUUUGGCGAAGGCCCGCGAAUAUGCGUGGGUAUGAGAAUGGCCCAGCUACAGGUAAAAGCAGGUCUGACUACGAUUCUGAAAAAAUACAGAAUGGAACUAUCUCCGAAGACACAAGUACCUUUACAAAUGAUUCCUGGAGCCAUUUUACAAACACCAAAAGGCGGAUUGUGGGUCUAUCUUCGGCAGCUUUAAGUACGAAUAUUUUUUUCAAACUUAUUCCGAACUCUCAGCGUUGCAAUAAUGUUUUAUGUGAGAAAUAAAGAAUUGUAAUAAAUCUUUUCGUAAAUACGAAAUUCUUUUCAAAUUUAAUCAAUCAUUACUGCACCUUUAUAUAAAAGUUAAAUAAUAUUUAAUCAUUAGUGAUUUUAAUAUUUUUUAUGUGCCUAUCAUAAUACGUCUCGUUUUAAUUGAAUAAGAAAAUGAUGAAGAAUUUAACCUUUGGUUUAUACAGAAACAUAUAAAAUAUGAAUUUUGUAAUUAUUUAAUUUUUAACCAUGUUCUCUCUCUUUCCAUUUUAAUAAAAUUGUUAUAAUUACUAUAAGUGUCUCUAAUUUCGCAAGGUGUGUUUUAAUAAACAGCAAUAAUUUA
Molecule: messenger RNA, 2093 nt
Organism: Solenopsis invicta (red fire ant)
Lineage: Eukaryota; Metazoa; Arthropoda; Insecta; Hymenoptera; Formicidae
Product: probable cytochrome P450 6a13
Exons: 1
Coding region: 81-1697 (538 amino acids)
Molecular function (GO): iron ion binding; monooxygenase activity; heme binding
Source: RefSeq, a predicted model, not a curated record